AGUAGGUAGCAGCAGUGAGGCACUCGGUUACCUUAGAUGAAAACAAAGGAGAAGAAGACCGCAGGAAAAGUUCUCGAAAAUGUCCGAGUACGAGAAGAUCCAGAAGAGCGCCCUAAAAAUUAAAGGGCUGGGGGAACUUUCAGCAGGAAAGAAGAAGAAGAAGAAGAACAAAGAGAGUAAACAUCGCAUGGAGCAGAUUGUGACGGGAGAAAAUGAUGAGGAGGAGGUGAAGACAAAGAAAGCAUACAUUGACAAAAGGACACCGGCACAAAUUGCUUUUGACAAGAUGCAAGAAAAGAGGCAAAUGGAACGAAUUCUGAAGAAGGCAUCAAAGACACACAAGCAUAGAGUUGAGGAUUUCAAUCGCCACCUGGACAACCUUACAGAGCAUUACGAUAUUCCAAAAGUCAGCUGGACCAAGUAAAAAACAAGCCAAUUUUUUUUUUUUUUUUGUAUGUUUUUGAAACUUUUUCCUUGCAUGUUUAUGAAAUGCCCUUUUAGAAUUGAAGUGGCAUUAAUCCUCAGUUGUUACUUU
Messenger RNA from Cyprinodon variegatus (sheepshead minnow), 535 nucleotides. RefSeq names its product family with sequence similarity 32 member A (gene fam32a). NCBI's taxonomy places the organism in Eukaryota, Metazoa, Chordata, Actinopteri, Cyprinodontiformes, Cyprinodontidae. The record is from RefSeq and is a predicted model, not a curated record. Bases 80 to 424 code for a protein of 114 amino acids. Gene Ontology annotation, cellular component: nucleolus. The transcript is spliced from 4 exons.